Messenger RNA from Mauremys mutica (yellowpond turtle), 1868 nucleotides. It is a transcript of the gene PAOX, whose product is annotated as polyamine oxidase. The coding region runs from base 30 to 1559 and encodes 509 amino acids. Gene Ontology annotation, molecular function: polyamine oxidase activity. The record is from RefSeq and is a predicted model, not a curated record. The transcript is spliced from 7 exons. Lineage: Eukaryota; Metazoa; Chordata; Testudines; Geoemydidae.
GGGCGCUGCUGAGCUCAGCGCGCUGCGGGAUGGAGGCCGCCGCCGAGGCCCGACCCCGGGUGCUGGUGGUGGGCGCGGGGCUCGCCGGGCUCGGCGCUGCGCAGCGGCUCUCCAGCUCUCGAGCCUUCCCCCACCUGCGCUUGCUGGAGUCCACGGGCCGGGCCGGGGGCCGCGUCUGCUCCCAGCGAUUCGGGAGUGAAGUGGUGGAGAUGGGCGCACACUGGAUCCAUGGACCCUCCAAGGAGAACCCUGUCUUCCAGUUGGCAUCUGACUAUGGGCUGCUGGACGAGGAAGCCAUGUCCGAGGAGAACCAGCAGAUCGAGGUGGGGGGCCACCCCCUCCUGCCCGCGGUGUUCUACUCCAGCGCGGGGCGAGUCCUGAGCCCAGAGCUGGUGGAGGGGGUGAGGAACCUGUUCUCCACCCUGCUGGACCAGACGCGUGAGUUCCUGCACAUGCCGCAGGUCUCUGUGCCCAGUGUGGGCGAGUAUCUGCGGAAGGAGAUUGCCCAGCAGGUGAAGGAGUGGACGGAUGACGACGAAACCAAGUGGCUGAAGCUGGCCAUCCUCAACACGUACUUCAAACUGGAGUGCUGCGUGAGUGGGACCCACAGCAUGGAUGACGUGGCGCUGGGGCCCUUUGGGGAGUACGCCAUGCUCCCCGGCCUGGACUGCACCUUCCCUGGCGGCUAUGGAGGCCUGCCAGACUGCAUGCUGACCUCGCUGCCCAAGGAGAGCGUGCUGUUCCACAAGCCAGUGACGGCGGUUCGCUGGGGCGGCUCCUACCGGGAGGAGAGCCAAGAGGGGCGGACGUUCCCAGUCCAGGUGGAGUGUGAGGACGGCGAGAGGUUCCUGGCGGAUCACGUCAUCAUCACGGUGCCUCUAGGGUUCCUUAAAGAACAUCAUGAGACCUUUAUCGACCCUCCGCUGCCUCCCCGGAAAGCAGACGCCAUUAGACAGCUGGGCUUCGGGACGAACAACAAGAUCUUCCUGGAGUUUGAGCAGCCGUUCUGGCCACCGGACUGCCAGCUGAUCGAGGUUGUCUGGGAGGACGAGUCUCCUCUGGUUGAGGCUGGGACCGACCUGCAGGCCAGCUGGUUCAGAAAACUUAUCGUCUUCUUGGUCCUCCAGCCGCCGGAACGGUAUGGGCACAUCCUCUGUGGCUUUAUUGCUGGGAAGGAAUCUGAGUACAUGGAGACCCUCAGUGAUGCUGCAGUUCUUACGGCCUUAACUGAUGUCAUCCGUAGACUGACAGGGAACCCUCACCUCGCCCCGCCGAAGAAGGUGAUGCGAUCUCAGUGGCACAGCGCUCCCUACACCAGGGGCUCCUACAGUUACGUGGCCGUUGGCAGUUCAGGAGAUGACAUUGACGCACUGGCUCAACCCCUUCCCGAGGAUGCAGCUGACCCCCGGCCGCUGCAGGUUCUCUUUGCUGGAGAAGCCACGCACCGGACUUUCUACUCCACUACGCAUGGGGCCCUUCUGUCGGGCUGGCGGGAAGCCGACCGUCUGCUCAGCCUGUAUGACACGUCUGAAUCCCACCAGCACAAGCCUCGGCUCUGAUGCCACUUGCUCGCUUCUCCUUGCUGCUGGGCUUCUGGUUUCCAGCUCAUUACUCAACCUCCGAUUCCUUCUGUCCCUUGCCGUUGCCAAGGGAAAGGGGUUAGUUUGUCUCUAGCUGGUGUGCCCACUCUUUGUGGCUUGUCUCUCUGAUGUCCCUGCAAUCAGACUAAAGGCAGGGUGGCUGUAGGCUUGAACCCAGCACUGGGAGCUGCAGCACCCACACGGACGAGGGGGACUGGGGAAUUGAAACGCCACCUAACUAUGCAAUGGAGUGCUGUCAGUAGUAACAAGUAAAUCUCUAUCAUUAGG